CAACAUGGCGGCGCGCAGGGCUGGGCCGGGCAGCCGCCGCGCCUGAGCGCCCCACCGCCCUCGCUCGGCUCGCGGCGUCCACGCCCGCGCCCAGCCUGGCCCGGCGGUUGCGGAGCGCGCAGGCCGGCAGCGCAGGGGCCCGCUCGGGCGCGGGAGCGGCGCGGAAGGAGCGCCGCGCGGCCCGCCAGGCCGGGGAGCCGCAGCUUCGCCGCUCGCCGGCCGGCGCGGCUCGGAGGCCCGAGCCAUGGAAUCGGAGGAGGAGCAGCACAUGACCACGCUGCUGUGCAUGGGCUUCUCGGACCCCGCCACCAUCCGCAAGGCCCUGCGCCUGGCCAAGAACGACAUCAACGAGGCCGUGGCGCUGCUCACCAACGAGAGGCCGGGCCUCGACUACGGCGGCUACGAGCCCAUGGACAGCGGCGGCGGCCCCAGCCCCGGGCCCGGCGGCGGCUCGCGGGGCGACGGCGGCGGCGACGGCGGCGGCGGCCCCUCCCGCGGCGGGAGCACCGGGGGCGGCGGCGGCUUCGACCCCCCGCCCGCCUACCACGAGGUGGUGGACGCCGAGAAGAAUGACGAAAACGGGAACUGCUCGGGGGAAGGGAUCGAGUUCCCCACCACGAAUCUGUACGAGCUGGAGAGCCGCGUUCUCACGGAUCACUGGUCCAUCCCCUACAAGCGGGAGGAAUCGCUGGGCAAGUGCCUGUUGGCGUCCACCUACCUGGCAAGACUCGGUCUUUCCGAGUCUGAUGAGAAUUGUAAAAGAUUUAUGGAUAGGUGUAUGCCUGAAGCAUUUAAAAAGCUCCUGACAUCGAGUGCUGUUCACAAGUGGGGUACUGAAAUUCAUGAAGGAAUCUACAACAUGUUGAUGCUAUUAAUAGAACUGGUUGCAGAGAGAAUUAAACAGGAUCCGAUUCCCACAGGUCUCCUGGGUGUGCUUACGAUGGCUUUCAAUCCCGAUAAUGAAUACCAUUUUAAAAACAGAAUGAAAACAUCUCAAAGGAAUUGGACAGAAGUGUUUGGGGAGGGAAAUAUGUUUGCUGUUUCACCUGUGUCUACUUUCCAAAAGGAGCCUCACGGAUGGGUUGUGGAUUUGGUAAAUAAGUUUGGAGAAUUAGGUGGAUUUGCAGCAAUCCAAGCCAAGCUUCAUUCAGAAGAUAUAGAACUUGGGGCAGUCUCAGCACUGGUGCAGCCCUUGGGGGUAUGUGCGGAGUACCUCAAUUCCUCGGUGGUGCAGCCAAUGCUCGACCCCGUCAUCCUUACUGCGAUCCAGGAUGUGCGGAGUGUGGAGGAAAAGGACCUCAAAGACAAGAGAUUGGUUAGCAUCCCUGAGCUCCUGUCUGCCAUCAAGUUACUCUGCAUGCGCUUCCAGCCCGAUUUGGUGACCGUGGUGGAUGACCUUCGAUUAGACAUCCUACUGCGCAUGCUGAAAUCGCCACAUUUCAGCGCGAAGAUGAAUUCCCUCAAAGAAGUAACCAAACUAAUAGAAGAUAGCACUUUAUCCAAAUCUGUGAAGAAUGCUAUAGAUACAGACAGAUUGUUAGAUUGGCUGGUUGAAAACUCAGUUCUAUCCAUUGCGUUGGAAGGCAACAUAGACCAAGCACAGUACUGUGAUCGUAUAAAGGGGAUUAUUGAACUCUUGGGCAGCAAAUUGUCUCUAGAUGAGCUUACUAAAAUUUGGAAGAUACAGUCGGGACAAUCCUCUACCGUGAUCGAGAACAUCCAUACUAUUAUUGCUGCAGCAGCUGUCAAAUUUAAUUCAGAUCAGCUUAAUCAUUUGUUUGUUCUCAUUCAGAAGAGCUGGGAGACUGAAAGCGACAGAGUGAGACAGAAGCUGUUGAGUCUGAUUGGACGAAUAGGCCGGGAAGCUCGCUUUGAGACCACUUCUGGAAAGGUGUUAGAUGUGCUCUGGGAACUGGCGCAUCUUCCGACCCUGCCCAGUAGCCUUAUUCAGCAAGCACUGGAGGAGCACCUGACGAUCCUGAGUGACGCGUACGCGGUGAAGGAAGCAAUCAAGAGGAGCUACAUCAUUAAAUGCAUCGAAGAUAUUAAAAGGCCUGGAGAAUGGUCAGGUCUGGAAAAAAACAAGAAGGAUGGAUUCAAGUCAUCUCAACUUAACAAUCCCCAGUUUGUGUGGGUAGUUCCAGCUUUGCGUCAGCUCCACGAGAUUACUCGCUCGUUUAUAAAACAGACCUAUCAAAAGCAAGACAAGAGCAUUAUUCAAGACUUGAAGAAAAAUUUUGAGAUCGUGAAAUUGGUAACAGGAAGUCUGAUAGCUUGUCAUCGGCUUGCAGCUGCUGUGGCUGGACCCGGAGGCUUGACUGGCUCAACCCUUGUGGAUGGCCGAUACACUUACCGGGAGUAUUUAGAGGCCCAUCUAAAAUUUCUAGCGUUUUUCUUGCAAGAAGCUACUCUGUAUCUGGGUUGGAAUCGUGCCAAGGAGAUCUGGGAAUGUCUCGUCACUGGCCAGGAUGUUUGUGAAUUGGAUAGAGAGAUGUGUUUUGAAUGGUUUACAAAAGGCCAACAUGAUCUUGAGAGUGACGUUCAGCAGCAGCUUUUCAAGGAGAAAAUUCUUAAAUUGGAGUCCUAUGAAAUCACAAUGAAUGGGUUUAACUUAUUUAAGACUUUUUUUGAAAAUGUGAAUCUUUGUGAUCAUCGAUUGAAACGACAAGGUGCUCAGUUGUAUGUAGAAAAGCUGGAGUUGAUAGGAAUGGAUUUCAUUUGGAAAAUAGCCAUGGAAUCACCUGAUGAAGAGAUUGCUAAUGAAGCUAUUCAGUUAAUUAUAAACUAUAGUUACAUCAAUCUAAAUCCUAGAUUGAAGAAGGAUUCUGUAUCGUUACAUAAGAAAUUUAUUGCUGAUUGCUACACGAGAUUAGAAGCGGCCAGCUCAGCACUCGGAGGCCCCACUCUAACGCACGCAGUGACCAGAGCCACAAAAAUGCUUACGGCAACUGCAAUGCCAACCGUAGCAACAUCCGUUCAGUCUCCGUAUAGAUCCACUAAACUUGUAAUAAUCGAGAGAUUGCUGCUUUUGGCAGAACGCUAUGUGAUCACUAUAGAGGAUUUUUACUCUGUUCCACGAACUAUUCUACCUCAUGGCGCCUCAUUUCAUGGACAUCUUUUAACUCUCAAUGUUACGUAUGAGUCUACCAAAGAUACCUUCACCGUAGAGGCUCACAGCAAUGAAACCAUAGGGAGUGUGCGGUGGAAGAUUGCCAAACAGGUGUGCUCGCCUGUGGACAACAUACAGAUAUUCACAAACGACAGUCUGCUGACAGUGAAUAAAGAUCAAAAGCUCCUCCACCAGCUGGGCUUUUCUGACGAGCAGAUGCUCACGGUGAAGACUUCGGGCAGUGGGACCCCGUCCGGGAGCUCCGCCGACUCCUCUACCAGCUCCAGCAGCAGUGGCAGUGGGGCCUUCAGCUCGUCGUAUGCCAUGGAGCAGGAGAAGUCCCUCCCUGGUGUUGUGAUGGCGCUGGUAUGUAACGUGUUUGACAUGCUUUACCAGCUUGCCAACCUGGAGGAGCCAAGGAUAACUCUGCGAGUACGAAAGCUUCUACUGUUGAUACCCACUGACCCAGCCAUUCAGGAAGCCCUGGAUCAACUUGAUUCUUUAGGAAGAAAGAAAACCUUACUGUCUGAAACGAGUUCUCAGUCCUCCAAGUCUCCCUCCCUGUCCUCAAAGCAGCAGCACCAGCCAAGCGCCAGCUCAAUCCUGGAAAGUCUGUUUCGAUCCUUUGCUCCGGGAAUGUCUACCUUCCGAGUGCUUUACAACUUAGAAGUUCUAAGCUCCAAACUCAUGCCAACAGCUGAUGAUGACAUGGCAAGAAACUGUGCGAAGUCCUUCUGUGAGAACUUCCUCAAAGCAGGAGGGUUGAGUUUGGUCGUAAACGUCAUGCAGAGAGACUCCAUCCCCUCGGAAGUAGACUACGAAACAAGGCAGGGAGUCUAUUCCAUCUGCCUGCAGCUUGCCAGAUUCUUACUUGUUGGGCAAACAAUGCCCACCUUGUUAGACGAAGACCUCACCAAAGACGGCAUAGAAGCGCUUUCUUCUCGCCCGUUCCGCAAUGUUAGCCGGCAGACAAGCAGGCAGAUGUCCCUGUGUGGAACCCCAGAGAAGUCAUCGUACCGGCAGCUGUCUGUGUCCGACCGGUCUUCCAUUAGGGUCGAGGAGAUCAUCCCUGCUGCACGAGUUGCAAUACAAACGAUGGAAGUAGGUGACUUCACAUCUACUGUGGCUUGUUUCAUGAGGUUGUCCUGGGCCGCAGCUGCAGGACGACUGGAUCUCGUUGGGAGUAGCCAACCAAUUAAAGAAAGCAAUUCUCUGUUUCCUGCCGGAAUUCGAAACAGACUCAGCAGCUCAGGAAGCAAUUGCAGCUCUGGGAGCGAAGGGGACCCGGCGGCCUUGCACGCAGGCAUCUGCGUGCGACAACAGUCUGUGUCCACCAAAGACUCACUGAUCGCUGGGGAGGCGCUCUCUCUUCUUGUCACGUGCCUGCAGCUUCGGAGCCAGCAGCUGGCAUCUUUCUAUAACUUGCCCUGUGUUGCCGAUUUUAUCAUCGAUAUUCUGCUUGGAUCACCAAGUGCUGAGAUUCGCCGCGCUGCCUGUGAUCAGCUGUACACUCUUAGUCAGACAGAUACUUCAGCUCAUCCAGAUGUCCAGAAGCCAAACCAGUUUCUCCUGGGUGUGAUUCUCACAGCCCAGCUACCUCUCUGGUCCCCAACUAGUAUAAUGAGAGGAGUGAAUCAGAGACUCUUAUCUCAGUGUAUGGAGUAUUUUGAUCUAAGGUGCCAAUUAUUAGAUGAUCUGACAACUUCAGAAAUGGAGCAGUUAAGAAUCAGCCCAGCUACCAUGCUCGAAGAUGAGAUUACUUGGCUGGAUAACUUUGAACCUAAUCGCACGGCUGAAUGCGAGACGAGUGAAGCAGACAAUAUCUUACUAGCAGGACACCUGCGGCUCAUUAAAACCCUUCUCUCACUCUGCGGGUCAGAGAAGGAAAUGCUGGGUUCAUCACUCAUUAAACCAUUGUUAGAUGACUUCCUUUUCCGAGCUUCUAGAAUUAUUUUAAAUAGUCAUUCUCCAGCUGGCAGUGCCGCCAUCAGUCAACAGGACUUUCAUCCAAAGUGUAGCACAGUGAACAGCCGACUGGCAGCUUAUGAGGUGCUUGUGAUGCUGGCCGAUAGCUCGCCUGCAAAUCUUCAGAUCAUCACAAAAGAACUGCUGUCUAUGCAUCAUCAACCGGACCCUGCUCUCACCAAGGAGUUUGAUUACCUUCCGCCCGUGGAUAGCAGGUCCAGUUCAGGGUUUGUGGGGCUGAGGAACGGCGGCGCUACGUGCUACAUGAACGCGGUCUUUCAGCAGCUGUAUAUGCAGCCUGGUCUCCCUGAGUCGUUACUUUCAGUAGAUGAUGACACGGACAAUCCAGACGACAGCGUAUUCUACCAGGUGCAGUCUCUCUUCGGGCAUCUAAUGGAAAGCAAGCUGCAGUAUUAUGUACCUGAGAACUUCUGGAAGAUUUUCAAGAUGUGGAACAAAGAACUUUAUGUGAGAGAGCAGCAGGAUGCAUAUGAAUUCUUCACUAGUCUUAUUGACCAGAUGGACGAGUAUCUCAAGAAAAUGGGGAGAGACCAGAUUUUUAAGAAUACUUUCCAGGGCAUCUAUUCUGAUCAGAAGAUCUGUAAAGACUGUCCUCACAGAUAUGAGCGGGAGGAAGCUUUCAUGGCUCUCAAUCUUGGAGUUACGUCUUGUCAGAGCUUGGAAAUUUCUUUGGACCAGUUUGUUAGAGGAGAAGUUCUAGAGGGAAGUAACGCAUAUUACUGUGAAAAGUGUAAAGAAAAGAGAAUAACUGUGAAAAGGACCUGCAUUAAGUCUUUACCUAGUGUCUUGGUAAUUCACCUAAUGAGAUUUGGAUUUGACUGGGAGAGUGGACGCUCCAUUAAAUACGAUGAACAGAUAAGGUUUCCCUGGAUGCUAAACAUGGAGCCUUACACAGUCUCAGGAAUGGCUCGCCAAGAUUCGUCUUCGGAAGUUGGUGAAAACGGGCGAAGUAUGGACCAGGGAGGUGGAGGAUCCCCACGAAAAAAAGUCGCCCUCACUGAAAACUAUGAACUUGUCGGAGUCAUUGUCCACAGCGGGCAGGCACAUGCGGGUCACUACUAUUCCUUCAUUAAAGACCGACGGGGGUGUGGAAAAGGAAAGUGGUACAAGUUUAACGACACAGUCAUAGAAGAAUUUGACCUAAAUGAUGAGACCCUGGAGUAUGAAUGCUUUGGAGGAGAAUACAGACCAAAAGUUUAUGAUCAAACAAACCCAUAUACAGAUGUACGCCGAAGAUACUGGAAUGCCUAUAUGCUCUUCUACCAAAGGGUCUCUGAUCAGAACUCCCCAGUUUUACCAAAGAAAAGUCGAGUCAGUGUGGUACGGCAGGAAGCUGAGGAUCUCUCUCUGUCAGCGCCAUCCUCACCGGAAAUUUCACCUCAGUCCUCUCCUCGACCCCAUAGGCCUAACAAUGACCGGCUCUCUAUUCUAACCAAGCUGGUUAAAAAAGGCGAGAAAAAAGGGCUAUUUGUGGAGAAAAUGCCUGCUCGAAUAUACCAGAUGGUGAGAGAUGAAAACCUCAAGUUUAUGAAGAAUAGAGAUGUGUACAGUAGUGAUUAUUUCAGUUUUGUUUUGUCUUUAGCGUCACUGAAUGCUACUAAAUUAAAGCAUCCGUAUUAUCCUUGCAUGGCAAAGGUGAGCUUACAGCUUGCAGUUCAGUUCCUUUUUCAAACUUACCUACGGACAAAGAAAAAACUCAGGGUUGACACUGAAGAAUGGAUCGCCACUAUUGAAGCAUUACUUUCCAAAAGUUUUGAUGCUUGUCAGUGGCUCGUUGAAUAUUUCAUUAGCUCUGAAGGACGAGAAUUAAUAAAGAUUUUCUUGCUGGAGUGCAGUGUGCGAGAAGUACGCGUUGCCGUGGCCACCGUUCUGGAGAAAACCCUAGACAGUGCCUUGUUUUAUCAGGAUAAGUUAAAAAGCCUUCAUCAGUUACUGGAGGUACUACUUGCUCUGUUGGAUAAGGAUGUCCCAGAAAACUGUAAAAACUGUGCUCAGUACUUUUUCCUAUUCAACACUUUUGUACAAAAGCAAGGUAUUCGGGCUGGGGAUCUUCUUCUGAGGCAUUCAGCUCUGCGACACAUGACCAGCUUUCUCCUCGGGGCCAGCCGGCAAAACAAUCAGAUACGUCGGUGGAGUUCGGCACAAGCACGAGAAUUUGGGAAUCUUCACAAUACAGUGGCAUUACUUGUUUUACAUUCAGAUGUCUCUUCCCAAAGGAACGUUGCUCCUGGUGUAUUUAAACAACGGCCACCGAUUAGCAUUGCCCCGUCCAGCCCUCUGCUGCCCCUCCAUGAGGAAGUAGAAGCCUUGUUGUUCUUAUCUGAAGGGAAGCCUUACCUGUUAGAGGUGAUGUUUGCUUUGCGAGAGCUGACGGGCUCGCUCCUGGCGCUCAUCGAGAUGGUGGUAUACUGCUGCUUCUGUAAUGAGCACUUCUCCUUCACCGUGCUGCACCUUGUUAAGAACCAACUAGAAACAGCUCCACCCCAUGAGUUAAAGAAUACGUUCCAGCUCCUCCAUGAGAUACUGGUCAUCGAAGAUCCCAUACAGGUGGAGCGAGUCAAAUUCGUGUUUGAGACGGAAAAUGGAUUAUUAGCUCUGAUGCACCACAGUAACCAUGUGGACAGCAGUCGCUGCUACCAGUGUGUCAAAUUUCUUGUAACUCUUGCUCAAAAGUGUCCUGCCGCUAAGGAGUACUUCAAGGAGAACUCGCACCACUGGAGCUGGGCUGUCCAGUGGCUACAGAAGAAGAUGUCAGAACAUUAUUGGACACCACAGAGUAACGUGUCUAACGAAACAUCAACUGGAAAAACCUUCCAGCGGACGAUUUCAGCUCAGGACACGCUGGCCUACGCCACGGCCCUGCUGAACGAGAAGGAGCAGUCCGGGAGCAGCAACGGCUCGGAGAGCAGCCCUGCAAACGAGAACGGGGAGCGGCAUUUACAGCAGGGGUCGGAGUCACCCAUGAUGAUUGGCGAGUUGAGAAGCGACCUCGAUGAUGUCGACCCCUAGAGGCACACCGUGCGUGGCGCGCACGGUGAGGAGUCCCAGCUCCAGGACGGGGUGCUCAUCACCCUUCCGAAAUCAGAUUCUCACCCUUGAGCCCCUUAGACGAGCCCAAAGCUCGGACUGGGAGAGCCUGCCGUGGUCCCAGAGGAGCACGUGUUUUUAAAGAAGGCACCCUUGGCCCCUGGAGAAGGUUUGGGAGCUGUUUGGCAGUGGGAGGAGGCCUUCCUCCGGACCAGCUUUCCUGGGGCACAGUCCAAAUGUGGGUUCGUGGUCCUGUGGAAAUUCUGGGAAAUCAAGCCGGUGGCAGACGUUCUUGUUCCACAAACACACAGGAGCGAGUGAGGGUCAGGCCAUUGCGUUCUCUUUGUGCUACAAGACAAGUCCCUUUGGAUUUUAUAUUUAAAAAAAAAAAAAGCUGCCUUUAGCUAUGCGGGGGCAAAUUUUUAAUCUUGCAGUAACAUUGAAUAGGAAUAUCAGAUUGAAAAUGAUGUAAAGGUAGGUGAUAGGAUUCUUUCCACUGUAAAAUACUAGUUGAAGAACUCCGUUUACACAGACCUUUGUAUUUAAUAUGUCUCCCUGUUUGUAUAGAGUCUCAGACGGGUCAGGAUCAGAGCCCUGGGCAUGAAGCUGGACCGUGAUGAAAUAUUACCAGGAUCAAAAAUUGGGAAAUGAAUUAUGCUCUUUAAGGUAUUUUUCUGAUACAAAUGAGGUUGCAGAGAGCAAUUUAAAAAAAUGGGUUCUUCAGAAGUACAGGGUGCAUUCUUUGAUAUCAAUCACGAAAGAGGUUGUGGAUUUUUCCCCAAAUUUUGAAAACCAUGAAAUAAAAAGCACUUUAAGUUAUAAUCUUACUGAGUUUGACUUUACAAAAGCAUCUUUCUAAUGCUUGGAGACAUAUUGAAUAAACUGCAGUCUUAAAUCAUGUGAUCUGCAAUCAUUGGCUUUUGCUUAAAACAUAGUUGCUGAAACCCUCUGGCACCAGUUGUGUGUGAAGUUAAAUGUCUGAGUUGAGAAAACACUGCAGUAAUUUUAAUGCAGAGCAGGAAUUUGAGGUUUUGUUUCUCUGCGACAUGACUAAUGGACACUGAGAAGAGAGAGAUGAGAUUUCCCUUCCCAGAAAUGACCAUAAAGUCAUGGAACAACAUUUCGUUGGUGUUUCCCAAGUGCAGCCCCAUUCACUCCUUUCAGAUUUGGAUCCCAGAGGGGAAGAGGGGAUAUGCCAACAUACUUCAUAGAUUUUGUGCGUUUUGUACCUUGAGUUAACGUUUUACCUUCAGCGACGUGCUCUGCCUUGUUUUCACCUCCCCGCGCACAGAACUAGGGAAGCUUAGGAAGUGCCAGGUCGCCCCUGCGGGUUAGAUUUGCCAAGUCCAAGAGGCAUGGCCAGCCCCAAAGUGCCUUUUUGGUGGCUUUCAAGUCGUAUGGACAUGCACAGGAUGGCUCUUUGCUGCCAUGCACCUCAGCACCUGGCCCCUUCGCUGCUGAACGCUGAGGGGCCUGUGUGGCCCGGCUGCAGUCGGUACCCGUGUCUACAGCCCACCGCAGCCUCACGGUGACCAUGGUCAAGGGCGCUGCGCAGACGGAGGCCGCGUUAAGAGAAGAACUGCGCCCUCAGAGAGUGGGCCAGAAGCAGUUGGCAGAUUUUCUGUGGCUUUGCUGUCCUUGGGGCUUCGGAUGUGAUGUUUUGAAAUCGAUUCUGAGAAUACGCAUGCCUCUCUGUCCCACUGUCUUCCCGAACCCUCCCUCAAGCCGUCUGUCCACCCCCAUCUGCACACAACGACUGUGUAGGACGUGACCUUGAAAUGCCAGUGAUGAUGUGUGUUGGGAUAUCAUCGCUGGCCACUGCACUCUCAGGAGCCCAAAUUCAGGAGUGAAAUUGCCACUUCUAGUCCCUUAUUUCCUAUGGAAACAACACCCCUGCCACCCCCAGGACCUGCUGUCCUCACUGGAAGGCUUCGUCAGGAUCGCCGUCACCGUUGUGUGUCCCACGCACCACUCAGUUUGUCCGCGUCAUUGCUGCAGUGAGCACCCUUCCUCUUUGCCAGGAACCACUCGAUUUCCAACGGCUACAGUCUGCAAACCUGCUGAUGACUUUUUUUUUUUUUAACGUACAACAAAGUGACAAUUACGACAGGCUUACCUUGGAAGAGUUGUCAUUUUUACUGCCAAUUUUUUGGACGAAGAUGUUUUUAUAAAUCUUUCAAAAUGGUCUGCACAUCGAAUAGGAAUGGCACAACUGGCUCGAUGCUGAGCGUUCUCAAGAAGCUCCCCUUUGGGAGGCCCCCCCGAAGUGUGCCCGCCGCGCCCCUUGGAGACGCCCUGGAAGGACAGCCGCGAGCAGCCCCGCAGGCGUCUCGCCCGCGACCUCUCCGGGAGUCCUCACGUGGUCACUGGCACCUAGAAGAAAUUGUAGGACCCAGAGCAUCCCGUCCCCGGACUCCGCCCCCCCGCCCCCCACCCUCCCUCUGCUGACACUGAGGUGUGUGCAGUUACCUUCUGAGCUUGGAACAAGCAGACUGGAAUUUUCCUCUGCUACCUCUUGUGUACAGAAUCUUGUUUAUAAAAUUUCAAAAGGAAGUAGAUAAACUUAGGGAAGAAUCUGAAUCCUAAAUCUGGUUCAAGUGUGGCAGAGUUCUUAGCUUCUAAGGGUAUAAAAUAAAUUUUUCAAAAAUGUA
Molecule: messenger RNA, 10773 nt
Organism: Hyaena hyaena (striped hyena)
Lineage: Eukaryota; Metazoa; Chordata; Mammalia; Carnivora; Hyaenidae
Gene: USP24
Product: ubiquitin specific peptidase 24
Exons: 68
Coding region: 245-8104 (2619 amino acids)
Biological process (GO): protein deubiquitination
Cellular component (GO): cytosol; nucleus
Molecular function (GO): cysteine-type deubiquitinase activity; cysteine-type endopeptidase activity; protein binding
Source: RefSeq, a predicted model, not a curated record